Messenger RNA from Folsomia candida, 2145 nucleotides. RefSeq lists its product as uncharacterized. The transcript is spliced from 7 exons. Bases 203 to 1552 code for a protein of 449 amino acids. NCBI's taxonomy places the organism in Eukaryota, Metazoa, Arthropoda, Collembola, Entomobryomorpha, Isotomidae. The record is from RefSeq and is a predicted model, not a curated record. Gene Ontology annotation, molecular function: protein binding.
GUUUCAGUAUUCAUUUGUCUCCCGGUGCAAUAUUGUAAUAUUUUGUGUUAUCGAAACCAUAUGUUUAGACGAUUGUAGAAACUUGCAUCCCAAAUAAAAUUAAUUGUUCCCUGUUCGUUCAUCAUACGUAAAAAGUGAGGUGGCAUUGUCCAAUUAAUUUGUAGUAUCUUACCUCCUAAACUAAAAAUACAAGUGCAGAAAUAUGAGUAAGCAAAAGCCGAUACGACAUCAGACGGUGGGCGCAUUGCAAAUUGAUCUUGUACUGGAAAACAUUUUUAAGUAUUUGAAAAUCAAGGAUGUCGCCGUUUGUCGAAUGAUUAAUCGCCACUGGGGCUCCGUCGCGACGCCCCUCUUUAAAGGAAUGAUUUCCAAAGUUGCAGUCUAUUUUUCGUUAUCCCGGGGGCAAUCCGACAUCGAUAAGUAUUGCGACUAUGUCUCGACCAUUGGGCCCGACUGUGUGAAAUACUCUAAUUUUACAUUUUACGAACCAAAAAAUGCGAGCCUAUUUUUGGCCAAGUGUGGCCAGCACGUCGCAACUUUAACUUUUCAGUGGGUUCUUUCCGACUCUCUGGAAUUAUUGAUGGAAAUCUUGACAAGUGAUGAAGCGCCAAAUUUGAAAACGAUUGAAAUUGCUGACUUAUCCCUGGACCAGAGAUCCGAAACUUUUCUCAACAACUACGCCGUCACCAAGGUGGCCACGCAAAUUAAAACGAUCUCCAUUAAGAAGUGUCACACGACUACGGAAAUAGGACAAGAACUUUUCUCGCGGUUAUUUCGAAUGUGUCCAAAUCUACGGGAAGCUAUCACCUGGUCACAAAGUGAACAAGUUCUUCACGGACUUUUGGGCGCAGAUCGGAUUUCUGGAUGUGCGAAAUACAUCAAUCUCUCAACAUUCCUACUGGAUAAUUGGGACCAGCAGUCGCCCUCUGUGUGGGGAUUGGAACUUCCCGCGGGGGGAUUAUGGCCAGAACAUGUUCAAAAGUUAGGCCACCUUUUCCCCAAUUUAAAAGAAUUAUCGCUCGGAUAUCAGUCGGGUCAUGCGUUGCGUGAGAUUUGGACAAGUUUUCCGGGCAUGGAGUCCUGCACGUUGUGCGUCGGUCUGGACAAGACUUGUAACAUUGACACCGCAGGAUUUCUCAAGUUGGACGAAAUCUUGACCGGAUUUAGUAAAAAGGAGAUGAAAAAAGCCAAAAAAAUGUGUGGGGAUAUUGGAAAACCUCGGUUCGGAUCCAUCACUAAUUUGAAACAUUUGAGGGAACUGACCGUUCAUAGCGGUCCGUUCCGGCGAAGGGAUCAAGGAGUGAGACUUAACAACGAUUGUGUAACAGACAUCGGGCUUUCUUACGCCUUGCAAAAAUUGGAAGCACUAAAAUAUCUCGUCAUCAAGGGGCACUCGGUAUCGCAAAAAACAGUUCGAGACUUCUGUCGUGUUCGAGACUUGUAUGACGAUUCUUCUCGUGGUGUUUUGAAAUUGACGAGCCACCCGAGAUCCAGAUACGACUCGCCACACCCCAUGUGCAUGGAAGAUGAGCUGAAUUAUGUUACAACCUGAAUAUUGUCUUUUUUACUCAAAUGAAACAAUUCCCAACAAUCCUAUUUGUCCAACUUUCUUGAAUUUACACCAACUUUGUCCGUCACGUUUUUCAAAUGUAUCUAAAUUUGGUGUUGCGGAACGCCCCAAGUUAUGACAUUCAUGAUGUGAAUUGUGUGUGUGAGUUGAAACGAACUGAUAUGGAAAUUUGUGUUGAGUGAGCGCCUGAAAUCCUGCAGUUUCACCCAACUUAAUUAAAUUAAUAUUUGUUUAUUUGUGAUAAUGAUAAUUCUUGUCUGUUCAAUUCUAUCUGAUUGGUUAUUGUAAAAGUUCUUGAACAUUCGAUAUUUGUGUCUUAUUGUGAUUGGCUAAACCAAGGCUCAAUCAAGGUUAAAAUCAAGGUAAACCAGGUAGGCCUUUGAACUUAAAUUGUGGGCCGAGUGGCCAAGAUUUUGUGAAGAAUAAUUCUAUACAUUAAGAUUCGAUUUGUCCUUUCGUGUGGCAACACACAUUUUUGUCUUCUCCUAGAUUUGACUGUCAAUUUGAUAUUCGGUGACUAUUCUAAAUAAAGAUCUUUUCAUUUGUUAAACCUGCAGCGUCGACACAUUCAUUGU